Molecule: messenger RNA, 1641 nt
Organism: Penicillium cosmopolitanum
Lineage: Eukaryota; Fungi; Ascomycota; Eurotiomycetes; Eurotiales; Aspergillaceae
Product: fungal specific transcription factor domain-containing protein
Exons: 3
Coding region: 1-1641 (546 amino acids)
Biological process (GO): DNA-templated transcription
Molecular function (GO): DNA binding; zinc ion binding
Source: RefSeq, a predicted model, not a curated record
AUGCACAACCUCAAUGUAAUUGGUGUGCUCAUCGAGGCAUCGCCUGUACUUAUGACCGGAAAAGGCAACGAGGUCCUCGAGGGUCUUCUGCCCAGCGAACCUACCAAUCAAGUUCAAGUUCGCCCGUUCAUCCAUCAUGUUGGAAACAUCAAUCUCAGCGAUGGCGCUGUUUUAUUCUCCCCCGAAGGCCAGAAAUGGGUUGAGGAUCUGACCGGCGAGAAAAUGCCAGCAGAUCUUUGUUUGGCAGCUUCGCGACCCUGGGAACGAGAUCCAAUCGUUGACACAGAGAGAUGCCUCAACGCGGUACCUCUGGAUAAAAUGACUUUACCCGACCGGGAAACUAUGGUUCAACUCACUAACGCCUACUGGAACACCGUCCAUAGUCGAAGUUGGCCAAUCCCUGACGAGGUGUUUUUCCAAGACACCAUGGAUGUAGCGUACGGAGCCCGAGAGGAAGCGCCUUACCGAGUUCAUACAGCAACGAUCUGUGUAUGGGCUACUUGGGCAUUCAUCUCGACUUUUCCCACCCCAUUUUCCGGAAGGCCCUCCGCGUUGCCAGCUCCACAACGAAUUGAAAUCAUGACAUCUAUAAUGGCCUCGAUCAACCUACUGCAACAACCCCACCUAGAGCUACUGGAGGCCAUUACGAUGCUUGUGACCUUUCACUUGCUCUCGGGCAAUGUCCAAGCCGGCAUGAUGAGCAAUACAAUUGCUGCACGCCACAUUCUAUGGCUCGGAGCCCACACGAGAGACUGCUACUCAAAAGCUAACACUUUCCUCUCGACCGGCGAUGAAAACUUCCGACGCGACUACCAUCUAAGAAAUCUAUUUUGGAUCUGUUACCAACAGGACAAAGAAUUAUGUAUUCGCUCAGGGCAACCGCCGGCUCUUUUCGAGUAUAACUGCGACCUCAAUCUUCCAACCGCCUACGAGGAAAAUCUCAACUUCUCACUCAAGUUUGAACGAGAUGACAAUGUGGUUUAUCCAGGUGACCUGCGUUUAAGCCGGAUCAAGUCAACGGCAUACAUCGAUCUUUACUCCCGACGAGCUUUGGACAAAAGCGAUGCCCUCAUUCUCAGUGGUAUUCGCCAGCUUGAUGUAGAUUUAGAGCAAUGGCGCAUGUCUAUUCCGGCGGAGUAUCGCCCAACCUUGCUCUUUUCACAGGAAGGCCGGAGACCUCCUGCACCUAACAUUAGAUCCCUGAUGUUGCGCCUGGAAUAUCACUAUUGCAUGGCCUACAUUCAUCAAGCCUGCGGACGAUAUGGAACGUGGUCUGGCAUGCAGGGUCCGGAGAUCCAAGGUGUGAAUUCUAGCCUAAUCCUUUCGAUUGCAGCAUGCCGUUCUUCACUUUAUUAUCUACUGGCAGUGGGCUAUGCAUUGGCUCCAAAGGAUUUCUGGUUGAUACUAUUUUAUCCCCUCUCGGCCAUCGUGUCAAUAUUCUGCUACAUCAUCUCAAAUCCACAAGCGCCAGAGGCUACAAGCGACCUAGAGCUUAUCGGGCAGAUGGCGGUUCAGAUUCGAGAGUUAGGGGAACAAGAAGACAAAUUGAGUGGUGAGCCCUCAAAAUCAGAGCGAGCAUGGAAGGUUGUUACAGCGCUUGAAAAUCUCGCGAGAUGUACGAUAGAGAAACAUAAUUUGUGA